Molecule: messenger RNA, 1918 nt
Organism: Nelumbo nucifera (sacred lotus)
Lineage: Eukaryota; Viridiplantae; Streptophyta; Magnoliopsida; Proteales; Nelumbonaceae
Biological process (GO): regulation of DNA-templated transcription
Cellular component (GO): nucleus
Molecular function (GO): DNA-binding transcription factor activity, RNA polymerase II-specific; RNA polymerase II cis-regulatory region sequence-specific DNA binding
Source: RefSeq, a predicted model, not a curated record
AAUGAAAUAAAGGUCAGGGUCAGACGGUCAGUCAGGAUUAUAAACUCCUCUAAAAGAGUCAAGAGAUGAGAAGCCGUGUGGGUUUCUGUUAAAGCGCUAUUGCUGUUUCAAGCUUUUUUCUCUCUUCUGCAACUCCUUCCCCCUCCCUUCAAUCUCUGUCGAUCUCUCUUCUCAUUUUUUUUUUCUUUUUCUUUUAAUUUUUUAGUUUUUCCUCUCUGGCCAUGAAGCUGACCUUGCAACAGUUCAGCAAAAUCGUCUGUCACCAAGAAAAUGAUGGUAUGACCAAGGACUAUAACAUGUAUGCACCAGAUCUUUCGACUGGUUUUAGCAGUUACUCCACCACCACCACUACCUCUUCUUCCUCUCCUCGUUCUUCUUCAAUGGGGGUGUUUGCAGAUUUAGGUUCUCUCUCCAUCAAUCCCAAGUAUGCUUCCCAAGAGAGUUAUGAUGGUAAAAGCUCCCAGAAGGAUAACAGGAGAGGUGGUUGGGCGUUCCCUUUUAUGGGAAACUGCACCGGCAGCAGCUUGGAGGAUCCCCACAACAAUGAGGGAGAUGAUUCUAAAGGCUCUGAAUCCAGUGAUGGGUUUGGAGAAAACAAUGCUGUCAUGCAAGACAACAACAACAAGCACAAGUUUAAUGAAGAGAACCCAAAUGCGGAUUCAGUGAAUGGGAAGGAAAUAGAUUGUGGGCAAUCCAAACUGUGUGCCAGAGGGCAUUGGAGGCCUGCAGAGGACACUAAGCUCAAGGAACUUGUUGCUCUUUAUGGCCCUCAGAAUUGGAACCUUAUAGCAGAGAAGUUGGAAGGAAGAUCAGGUAAGAGUUGCCGAUUAAGAUGGUUUAACCAGUUGGACCCUAGGAUCAACAGACGAGCUUUCACUGAAGAAGAAGAAGAUAGGCUAAUGGCUGCUCACAGAUUGUAUGGUAACAAAUGGGCCAUGAUCGCAAGGCUUUUCCCCGGGAGGACUGACAAUGCAGUCAAGAACCAUUGGCAUGUUAUAAUGGCGAGGAAAUACAGAGAACAGUCUAAUGCUUAUAGGAGGAGAAAGCUUAGUCAAACUGUUAGCAGAAGGUUGGAAGAGCCUGCAAAUUUUGUCUGCAGAGAUACAUCCACAAGAACAGAUUCUAACUCCUUAAAUCUAUGUAAUGGCGACUUCAACAACCACUCUGCCUUCCCAUUUGGAGCUAUCUAUUGUGGUGGAAUUGCUGGCUCGAAUGGUUUGGCAAACAUGACCAAUGGUGGAGAAGAUUCAGUCUCAUGUUCCAGAGAUUUGCUACUUGGUUCUUCGAGCAGGAAAAUUUUCCCGCCUCAUGGUGCAUACUGCUCGGAUCAAGUCCCUUUCGAUUUCUUCUCUGGUCCCAAUAACAUGACCAGCUUUUACGGCCAGAACAGGCCUUGGGAUAGAGCAAGCGAUGAUUCUACCCUCACUGGGUUCUACACCAGCCACCCUCCAAUGAUGAUGCCAAUGCAACAGUCAAACCAGUAUCAGCUUUCUUGUUUCUCGGACUCGACAACUUCAACAUCCCACGUCUCAGUCACUGAACCAUCAUCAUCUGCUGCAGACAACAACCCGGCCAGCCAUUUUGAGAGCACCAUUUCACCUCCAUUUAUAGACUUUCUUGGGGUUGGAGCCACAUGAAGGGAAGAGAAUGCCCGGGAAAAAGAAAGGAGUCUCUGAGACCAGGAGAAAUCAAAGCUGAAACUGAACAGUGUUUCAAAGAAGGGGCUCUAUAGUGGCACUCAAGGUACGAAAAGGAAGAAGAAAAGAUCUUCAGUUUGUAGGGGGAGAGAUAAAUCAUGAAUAACAUAAUCCUUAAUUUGGAACGACCCUUCCGAUGAAAUUUCCUUGUAAUCCACCACCUCAGAUGAGAAUCAUGAGAUGAGAGAGCCCUUAAAAAGUAGAAGAAUAAUUUUAGAACA